This is a messenger RNA of Penicillium egyptiacum, 1470 nucleotides long. The record is from the annotation of a GenBank genome assembly. Lineage: Eukaryota; Fungi; Ascomycota; Eurotiomycetes; Eurotiales; Aspergillaceae.
AUGGCCGAAUACCCGGUUGAGUACAAUGGUACCAUCGCAACUGGUGGUGACUCGCUCCAUGAUGACUUGAACAUCUUCUACAGUUCCGGUGAUAUCGCAUGGGUCAUUGUGUCGACAGCCCUAGUGCUGCUGAUGAUUCCUGGAGUUGGAUUCUUCUACUCCGGUCUAGCUCGUCGAAAGUCAGCACUCUCAUUGAUAUGGCUCUCGAUCAUGUCGGUGGGUGUGGUUUCAUUCCAGUGGUUCUUCUGGGGUUAUUCGCUGGCCUUCUCCCACACUGCCGGCAGCUACAUCGGUAACCUCGACAACUUCGGCUUCAAGGGCGUUCUAGGUGCGCCAUCCGUGGGAAGUACCAAGGUUCCCGAUCUCCUGUUCGCUAUCUUCCAGGGCAUGUUCGCCGCUAUUACGGAUGGAGAUCCUCUAGAAACACAAAUUGACAUUUUCUCUGUGAUUAGUGUUGCUCUCGCCGUCGGCGCAGUCGCUGAGCGUGGUCGCAUGCUUCCCUGCAUUGUCUUCAUGUUCAUCUGGACCACUAUUAUCUACGACCCUAUCGCCUGCUGGACAUGGAACUCGUCUGGUUGGGUGUUCAAGCUCGGGGGUCUUGACUUUGCGGGUGGUACCCCCGUCCACAUUGCCUCUGGAUCUGCUGCCCUUGCCUACUCCUUGAUGCUGGGCAAGCGUCGUGGUCAUGGUACCCACGAGCUCAACUACCGCCCUCACAACGUGACCCACGUUGUCAUCGGUACCGUGUUCCUCUGGGUCGGCUGGUUCGGAUUCAAUGCUGGCUCUGCUCUAUCUGCCAAUCUUCGUGCAGUAAUGGCUGCCGUUGUCACUAACCUUGCCGCCUCCGUUGGAGGUGUGACCUGGUGUUUGAUGGACUACAGAUUAGAGCGCAAGUGGUCGACUGUUGGCUUCUGCUCUGGUGUCAUUGCUGGUCUUGUUGCUAUUACCCCCGGCUCCGGAUUUGUCACUCCCUGGGCUGCUUUCAUCUUUGGUGUGGUUGGUGCUGUUGCAUGCAACUAUGCUACUAAGCUCAAGUUCCUCCUUCAUAUUGAUGAUGCUCUCGAUAUCUUUGCCGUCCACGGUGUCGGAGGUGUGGUUGGAAACCUCUUGACUGGUCUUUUCGCUGCUGAUUACAUUGCGCACCUGGACGGUGUCACCGAGAUCAAUGGCGGCUGGAUCAACAAGAACUAUGUCCAGCUGGGAUAUCAGCUUGCCGACUCGGUCACAGGAAUGGCUUACGCCUUCUUUGGAACAUGUAUUAUUCUCUUCCUCAUGAACCUCAUUCCGGGCCUUAGCUUGCGCGCACCCGAGGAAGACGAGAUCAUGGGUAUUGACGACGCUGAAAUUGGCGAGUUUGCUUACGAUUACGUUGAAGUCACCCGUGAUGUUGUCAACAGCAUGGAAAGCUCGGAGGCUGGCUCCAAGCGCACUGUUACACCCGUAGGCGAGGUUAUUGACACCAAGGCUUAG